Molecule: messenger RNA, 1164 nt
Organism: Rosa chinensis
Lineage: Eukaryota; Viridiplantae; Streptophyta; Magnoliopsida; Rosales; Rosaceae
Product: formin-like protein 3
Exons: 2
Coding region: 1-1164 (387 amino acids)
Source: RefSeq, a predicted model, not a curated record
AUGUGCCAAAAGUUGGCGAAAACUCUUGAAAUAAUACCACCUUCAAAACAGAAUAAUUCUUCAGACGACAACAACCCUUUGUUUGGCUUGAUCCUUCUACCUGCCGCUCUCGUUGCCACUGCUGCUGGCUCUGCCGGCGACCUUGGUGGCGCUAUCAUAUCUAGCUUCGAAGCUGCAGCUACCUCUGCAGCUGCCGUUGCAGCUGCAGAUGUGCUCCAAGAAAUUUUAAAACAUAAGAAAAAUGAAACACCUCCCGGUAAGCGUAAUUGCACGUGCUCGUCAGGUGGGAAGGAACCUUCUCCAGUUAGGACCUCCCCUGCUCCACCAUCUCCAAUCAAACCUUCGACUCCACCAACUCAAGGAAGGUCACCACCUUCGCCACCUCUGAAAAGGACACCACCAUCUCCGCCACCUUUAAAAAGGGCACCACCACCUCCACCACCACCACUUGAGGAAGUAGAGGGAGAGACACCAGCUCCCUCACCUCAAGAUGACAACUUAUUGGCUCCAUCCCCUUUUAUAGACGCACCAUUUCCUUCACCUCUGGCAAGCGCACCCGCUCCUUCACCUCUGGCAAAUGCACCCGCUCCUAUUGUAGGCGGUGGCAGUGGUGGAUCCAAAUCCAAAGCAGGAGGCGGAGGGACUAUCCUUGGCGGUAAUAUUGGAAAAAUCAUCUCAGACAUGGGUAGUCAUAAGACCCGUGAAAAUUUAAACACUAAGGGAACGCCUUAUCCACAUCAGUGCAGGUGCCCAAAAUCUUCUAAGACCUCCGCCACUCCACCAUCUCCAAUCAAACCCUCGACUCCACCAGCUCAAAGAAGGUCACCACCUUCGUCACCUCUGAAAAAGGCACCACCACCUCUCCUAGCUUCAAAAAAGGCACCAGCACCACCACCUCCACCAGCUCCAGCACCUCAAGAUGACAAUGAUGUGGCACCAGCUCCUGCACCUCAAGAUGACAACACUCCUGUUGCAGAUUGCAUAACGUUAUGUGAUCAGAGGUGUGCGUUUCAUCAAAAUAAGAAAGUGUGCACGGAUGUGUGCAUGAUUUGUUGUGACCGCUGCAAUUGUGUUCCACCUGGACCUUCUAACCGCAACAAGGAAACAUGUGGCCUCUGCUACACUCAAGUACUUAUCCAAGAAUACAAGUACAAUUGCCCUUAA